This is a messenger RNA of Drosophila kikkawai, 1221 nucleotides long. RefSeq names its product Serendipity beta (gene Sry-beta). NCBI's taxonomy places the organism in Eukaryota, Metazoa, Arthropoda, Insecta, Diptera, Drosophilidae. The record is from RefSeq and is a predicted model, not a curated record. Gene Ontology annotation, molecular function: DNA-binding transcription factor activity, RNA polymerase II-specific; RNA polymerase II transcription regulatory region sequence-specific DNA binding. Gene Ontology annotation, cellular component: nucleus. Gene Ontology annotation, biological process: regulation of transcription by RNA polymerase II.
UCCCAAGUCUGGCCUCACUGCUGAGCCCAUUUGCAAGCAUUUGUAAAAAAUAUACAGAAAUUUAUUUAUUAUAUGCACCAGCUUCGAUAUUAACAAUUCCAUUGCGACAAUGAGUUCGACGCGCCCGUUUUGCUUUGUGUGCGGCAAGAUCAAGUCCGUGGGAGUCUUCCAGUUGAUUGAAGGCUGCAUAGUGCCAGGCACUUUCAAACCGAUUAAAGACAUACUGAAAUACUUUGAGAAGAUCAUAAACCAGCGCCUGGACCUCACACCCAGCUCAGCCGCCUGUCGGGACUGCCUGGAGUACCUUUUCAACUACGACAGGCUGGUGCGGAACCUCAGUCAGGUUCAGCGUCAGAUUGCAGACGCGCUUCUAGGAUGCCGUCAAGGAGAGGGCACAGACGAUUGCAAGCCAACGGGCAAGAAGCGGGUCACCAAGCCCAGCGUCCAAGUGCCGGCCUUCCAGAUCCUACAUCCCACGCAAAAUAAGCAGGUGGAGGUUCCACAGUCCUCGGCCGCAAUGUUGGAGGCCAUGAAGGAGGAGGAAGUACAGGAGGAGGAGUUCAUGAAGGAGGAGAUGCUGGAUGAUGAUUUCCGGUUUAGCGAGGCGGAGGCGGAGGACAGCAUGUCCUCGUCUGAGGAGAUGUUCUUUGAGAACAUGGAUAUACCGUGCCACAUUUGCGGAGAGAUGUUCUCCAGUCAGGAGAUCCUAGACAGGCACAUCAAGACUGACAAUUGUCAGAAGAAUGAGUUUACUACCUGCAACAUAUGCGGUCUGAAGGUCAAGGACGACGAGGUUCUAGACCUGCACAUGAAUCUACACGAGGGUAAGACGGAACUGGAGUGUCGCUACUGUGACAAGAAGUUCUCCCACAAGCGCAACGUGCUGCGUCACAUGGAAGUACACUGGGACAAGAAGAAGUAUCAAUGCGAUAAAUGUGGCGAGCGUUUCUCGCUCUCCUGGUUGAUGUACAACCACCUAAUGCGGCACGAUGCUGAGGAGAAUGCUCUGAUUUGCGAGCUGUGCCACCAGCAGUUUAAGACUAAGCGCACCUACAAGCAUCACUUACGCACCCAUCAGGCCGAUCGACCGCGUUAUCCGUGUCCCGACUGCGAGAAGUCAUUUGUGGACAAGUACACUCUUAAGGUGCACAAGCGCGUCCACCAGCCGGCAGUGAAGGAGGACAAGACCGCCGCUGCAGCUUUAUAUUAAAGUAUUACGUU